CCGUUGCUAGGCAACCGCGCUAAUGAGGCGGAAGAAGGAGAAGGGCUUUCCGUCACUUGCGUGUUGACGUCAUCGUUGACGGAAGCUUUGAGCUUGGCUGCGUCGGCGAGGCCCUGCGUCUGGAGCUGAAGGGGGCCUAAGAAGAUUCUGACCCUAGUUUGAGUGAUCGUUCCUUCCACCAUGGGGGAGCUCUUCCGGAGUGAAGAAAUGACCCUCGCACAACUUUUUCUUCAGUCUGAAGCAGCAUAUUGUUGCGUCAGUGAACUGGGAGAACUUGGGAAGGUCCAAUUUCGAGAUCUAAAUCCAGAUGUGAAUGUGUUCCAACGUAAAUUUGUUAACGAAGUCCGGAGGUGUGAAGAAAUGGACAGGAAACUCCGAUUUGUGGAAAAGGAGAUUAAAAAGGCCAAUAUUCCCAUCACAGACACUGGUGAGAAUCCAGAGGUGCCAUUUCCUCGUGACAUGAUUGAUUUAGAGGCAAACUUUGAGAAGAUUGAAAAUGAGCUCAAAGAGAUCAACACCAACCAAGAAGCCUUGAAAAGGAACUUCCUAGAGUUGACAGAAUUAAAAUUCAUACUGCGCAAAACUCAGCAAUUUUUUGAUGAGGCUGAAUUGCAUCAUCAGCAGAUGGCGGAUCCCGACUUGUUGGAGGAGUCUUCGUCACUACUAGAGCCUAGCGAGAUGGGAAGAGGAACCCCACUGCGACUGGGAUUUGUGGCUGGUGUCAUUAGCCGUGAGAGGAUCCCUACCUUCGAACGUAUGCUGUGGAGGGUGUGCCGUGGAAACGUCUUCUUGCGUCAAGCUGAAAUUGAAAAUCCAUUGGAAGAUCCAGUAACGGGUGACUACGUGCACAAGUCUGUGUUCAUUAUUUUCUUCCAAGGUGACCAACUGAAGAACAGAGUCAAAAAGAUCUGUGAAGGAUUCCGGGCUUCUCUCUAUCCCUGUCCAGAAACACCACAGGAAAGGAAGGAAAUGGCUGCUGGCGUUAACACCAGGAUUGAUGAUCUUCAGAUGGUGCUGAACCAAACAGAGGAUCAUCGGCAGAGGGUCCUGCAAGCUGCUGCCAAGAAUGUCCGUGUCUGGUUCAUAAAGGUUCGCAAGAUGAAGGCAAUCUACCACACCUUAAACCUCUGCAAUAUUGAUGUGACCCAGAAAUGCCUCAUUGCUGAAGUUUGGUGUCCUGUUGCUGACCUUGACUCCAUUCAGUUUGCCCUCAGGCGUGGCACAGAGCACAGUGGAUCCACUGUCCCCUCCAUCCUAAACAGGAUGCAGACCAACCAGACGCCCCCCACAUACAAUAAAACCAACAAGUUCACUGCUGGAUUUCAAAAUAUAGUAGAUGCCUAUGGGAUUGGGACUUACCGUGAGAUCAAUCCAGCUCCAUACACAAUCAUUACCUUCCCAUUCCUGUUUGCUGUGAUGUUUGGGGAUCUCGGCCAUGGUAUUCUUAUGACGCUUUUUGCUGUGUGGAUGGUGAUCAGGGAGAGCCGAAUUCUGUCACAGAAGAGCGACAAUGAGAUGUUCAGCAUGAUUUUCAGUGGCCGGUACAUCAUUCUCCUGAUGGGCUGUUUUUCCAUUUAUACUGGCCUGAUUUACAAUGAUUGCUUCUCAAAGUCACUCAACAUGUUUGGCUCUUCCUGGAGUGUUCGGCCCAUGUUUUCAUCUAAAGGCAACUGGUCAGAAGACCUUCUUCGAGAGUAUCCUGUGCUUCAAGUCAAUCCUGCUGUUGAAGGUGUCUUUGGUGGACCAUACCCCUUUGGCAUAGAUCCGAUAUGGAAUAUUGCUACAAACAAGCUGAACUUCCUCAACUCCUUUAAAAUGAAGAUGUCAGUCAUCCUGGGCAUCAUCCACAUGAUGUUUGGAGUCACGCUCAGUCUGCUCAAUCACAUCUAUUUUAAGAAACCUCUGAAUAUUUAUCUUGGAUUUAUCCCUGAAAUUAUCUUCAUGUCAUCACUCUUUGGCUAUCUGGUCAUCCUGAUCUUCUAUAAGUGGACAGCUUAUGAUGCUACGAUCUCAAAGGAUGCACCAAGCCUUCUCAUCCACUUCAUCAACAUGUUUCUCUUCUCCUAUGACCCCAAAGGCAAGAUGCUUUAUAAGGGACAGAAAGGUCUCCAGUGCUUCUUGGUAGUGGUAGCAUUUAUGUGUGUGCCAUGGAUGCUGGUUGCCAAACCACUGGUCCUUCGCCAGCAGUACCUCAGGAGAAAGCACUUGGAAGGGCAGCCCGUGGAACCCCCUGUCAGCCCAGCUCAGAGCCCGCAGGCAGUAGAAGCAGCAGCGGCUGCAACAGGAACACUCAAUUUUGGUGGAAUCCGAGUGGGCAAUGGUCCAACUGAAGAAGAUGCUGAGAUUAUCCAGCAUGACCAGCUUUCAACCCAUUCAGAGGAGGGAGAAGAGCCUGCCGUGGAGGAGGUGUUUGAUUUUGGAGAUACAGUUGUCCACCAGGCCAUCCAUACCAUUGAAUAUUGCUUGGGAUGCAUCUCCAACACAGCUUCAUACCUGCGCCUCUGGGCACUCAGUCUGGCUCAUGCACAGCUCUCAGAGGUCCUCUGGACAAUGGUGAUCCAUGUGGGGCUCAGUGUGAGCAGUUUGGCUGGCGGCUUUGGCUUGUUCUUUAUGUUUGCUGCCUUUGCCACUCUGACAGUGGCCAUCUUACUUGUCAUGGAGGGCCUCUCUGCUUUCCUGCAUGCCCUCCGCUUGCACUGGGUGGAAUUCCAGAACAAGUUCUACAUGGGCACCGGGUUCAAGUUUCUCCCUUUCUCAUUUGACAGCAUUCGUGAUGGGAAAUUUGAUGAAUAAUCCCUUGAGACCUAACCAUUGGACAUGUGGCAGUAAACCUUGACUCCCUUCUGCAUGUGUGUGUUAGCCUGUGUGAUAGUCUGAAGUUGUGUAGCUCUCCUGCUUUGGCCACAAGCUCCUACUGUGGCAAUGAUGUGCUUUUCUUCAAGUAUCUCAAGGAAAUGCUGGGGUGCCCAUAGGAAUUGAUGCAGAUACAGCACUGUAGUCCUGGCAAAUACUGGGGUCAGGCAAUAGUCAUCAGGUUACAUAGACAGGGAAGUCCUGAGGAAAGAGCACAUCAUCUCCAGUCACCCUGAUUAUUGCAAGCAUGCUAGCAGCUCUGUUUGGUAGUAAAUCACAAUCUAAGUUUCUAGUCCUGAGUGUUCCUUUAACUGGAAUAUGAACUGGAAUAUGAAUAUGUGCUCAUCAACAUUUUAUGAAAACCUGAUUAAGUAGGGCUCCAUAUACUCAUUUCCUACACACUUGCUUGUUCUUUUCUCUAAAAACCCAAAGGAUAGUCCUUUGCCUAUUCAGACAUGUUGCUCACAACAUUCCCCCCCCCCCACUCCUGCCAUGGCAUCUCUGCUGCUUCUUCCUCGUUUUAAUCACUAUAAUAAAAUUUGCCUUUCAGAAUUUCACAAAGGCAGUAUGAAAAGAGAAGAGACUCCUCACUUAACAUCCUCACAUCAAUCUUUCACCUCUAAUCAGAACAUUAGCUGCUAUUCCCUUCCCAUCACACUUGCUCUCAUUUUGUAAGCUAAAUUUUGUCCCCACUCCCUGCCUUAUGCAAUGUGGAUGGGUGGGAGGCUCUAGGAAACCUGGACUGAAAGCAAGCAGUUCUUUGGGGAAGUGACCCCAAAUAGCAUUACAACUUGACAUUGUUGGAAUUUGUUCUUCCCUGGAUGAGGGUAAGCCAAGGAGUGAGAGGAAAGUGAGGUUGCUAGUUUUCCAUGUUCUGGAGCCAACCUGUGCUUGGCUUCGUAGCAUUUGUUAAUAAAGAAACAUUGGCUAACCCUGCCCGAAACUCUGAACAGCUUGUCUUGUUCCAAGGAAACUGAUGGUCUUUUGCGUCCAGAAAACUCCCACGUAAUGCUGACCUCCAUUAAUUGACAGAAGAAAAAACUGUUGCCACUGAGCUGCUAUAACCACACCCUAGCUACCACAGAGCAUUUGCAAAAAUAAACUGUUGCAUAGCAGCACUUGGUGUAUUUAGGAAGGGAUUCCCUUGGAAAAUAGGAAUCUACUGAGGACAGCAUCUCCCUUCUGUUUGUGCAGAACUUGGUGUAGUAAUAUGUCUGAGCUUCAUAUUCCUCUGUAAGGUAUUAUUUAUGUGAUCUCUGCUGUAUGUAUGUGUGUAUUGUGUAACACAAAUGUGCACUUUUCUACAAGUGUCUCAAUAGGAAACCUUGAGGUACCUCUAUUGAGCACUUAAGGCAAGAGCCCAGAUCCAAUAUGCUAACUUCAUAGGAAGAUGCUAGUGCAUCAAUUACUCUUGAGUAGAGAUGGUGCUGCUCGUGUGUGAAACAGAUAGAGAGCAGCCAGUCAUUGUGUUUACCUGUGCUGUCUGGACAACUGUAGCAUGCAAUGAAGUUUUACCUGGCUGUUCUCAUCAGCCAAUCACUGUAUCUAUUAAACAAGUUACUGUACCGUG
Messenger RNA from Sceloporus undulatus (fence lizard), 4423 nucleotides. RefSeq names its product ATPase H+ transporting V0 subunit a1 (gene ATP6V0A1). Gene Ontology annotation, molecular function: ATPase binding; proton-transporting ATPase activity, rotational mechanism. Gene Ontology annotation, cellular component: plasma membrane; vacuolar proton-transporting V-type ATPase complex; vacuolar proton-transporting V-type ATPase, V0 domain. Lineage: Eukaryota; Metazoa; Chordata; Lepidosauria; Squamata; Phrynosomatidae. The transcript has 23 exons. The record is from RefSeq and is a predicted model, not a curated record. Gene Ontology annotation, biological process: proton transmembrane transport; vacuolar acidification. Bases 181 to 2793 code for a protein of 870 amino acids.